AAUUUCUGGCCGCGUCCGUACAUCUGGUCUCUCUUCCAUUUCUUCUUCACACCUCUCAAAUCCCAUCAAUCAUAAGCUCGUUGUGUCACAGUCAACUCAAACCCCCAACUCUUUCAAUCUUCUCUAGGGCACGUAGCCACCCUAUUCCUCCCCCGAAAUUGUUCAAGAGUUCAAUAGCUGAACCCGAACCCGAACGUCCUCAACGUUAACCAUCGCUUUCCGUCAAGUCAAUCAACCUAUUUCCAACUAAUCUCCCACCUAGAAAAUCAUCAAUCACAAUGGCCACCACCGUGGAGAAAGUUGCUGACGCUGCCGUCAACGACGUUACGAACGCUCUGAGCAAUACCUCAAUCACUGGCAAGGAUGAAAACAAAGAUGCCGUCCACGCCAGCGCUGCCGAGGGUCGCCGCCUGUACAUCGGUAACCUCGCCUACGCGACAACCGAGGGGGAGUUGAAAGAAUUCUUCAAGGGCUAUCUUGUUGAAUCCGUCUCUAUCCCCAAGAACCCUCGCACCGACCGCCCUGUCGGUUAUGCCUUCGUGGAUCUAUCCACACCCACUGAGGCUGAACGUGCCAUCGCCGAGCUCUCCGGCAAGGAGAUCCUCGAGCGCAAGGUUUCUGUUCAGCUUGCCCGCACUCCCCAGCCGGCUGGCGAGAAGGCUGAGGGUGCUACUAACGGCGAUACUGGUGCUGAGGGCUCUCGCCGUCGCCCUUCUGGACGUGGCCGCGGCCGAGGUCGUGGACGUGCUGGUCGCGCUGGUCGUGGCGGCCGAGCUGAUGGUGCCAAGGAUGAUGCCGCUACUGAGGGAGCUACCGGUGCCCCAGCCGACAACGAGGUUCUUCCUCUAACCGAUAUCACCAACAAGGUGGAUACUGACAAGGCUGAUAAGACCGCGAAGAGAGGCCCUCCCCGUGAGCGCCGUGAACGCGGACCUCCUGCUGACGGCAUCCCUUCCAAGAACAAGGUCAUGGUUGCUAACCUUCCCUACGACCUGACCGAGGAGAAGCUGAAGGAUCUCUUCCAGGACUACCAGCCUUCUUCCGCCAAGAUCGCUCUGCGACCCAUCCCUCGAUUCAUGAUCAAGAAGCUGCAGGCUCGUGGUGAGCCCCGCAAGGGUCGCGGCUUUGGCUUUGUCACCCUCGCAUCGGAGGAGCUCCAGCAGAAGGCCGUCACUGAGAUGAACGGCAAGGAGAUCGAGGGUCGUGAGAUUGCUGUCAAGGUCGCCAUUGACAGCCCUGACAAGACUGACGAGGAAGCCAACAUUCCUCAGGAGCAUGAGACCAAUGGCCAGCAGGAGGCCGCUCCGGCCGCCGCCUAGAUGGCCUAAACAUAUCUCGAUGACGAACCGGCUUAAUUUCCUAUGAGAGAUGGUUACCGAACAACCCAUUGCUUAUUUUACGGAACGUCUUAUUUUAUGCGUCGAUCGAGAUUACGUGACGAAUUACGUCGGGGAUGGCUUCUUUCUUUGAUUUCACCAUAGUUACGCAGAUGCACCAAGGCAGCGGCAUGACGUGGUCCCAGAUAUCGUCAGUAGGCAAAUACCAUCA
Annulohypoxylon maeteangense is the source of this 1548-nucleotide messenger RNA. Its product is annotated as RNA-binding domain-containing protein. NCBI's taxonomy places the organism in Eukaryota, Fungi, Ascomycota, Sordariomycetes, Xylariales, Hypoxylaceae. The record is from RefSeq and is a predicted model, not a curated record. Gene Ontology annotation, molecular function: mRNA binding. The transcript has 4 exons. The coding region runs from base 279 to 1319 and encodes 346 amino acids. Gene Ontology annotation, cellular component: cytosol.